GGAGGCAGGGAUCAUCAGCAGGGCAUGCAGCCAAAGCAUGAAAGGAAGGGAGCGCUAAGAGAGAAAAGGUCGUUCGAGGUCAAAGGUCAUGUCUUUGUUGGCAGGUUCUUCAAGCAACCAACAUUCUGCUGUCAUUGUAAAGAUUUCAUUUGG
This is a messenger RNA of Helobdella robusta, 153 nucleotides long. RefSeq lists its product as hypothetical. The record is from RefSeq and is a predicted model, not a curated record. Lineage: Eukaryota; Metazoa; Annelida; Clitellata; Rhynchobdellida; Glossiphoniidae. The transcript has a single exon. The annotation marks the transcript as partial.